Messenger RNA from Arabis nemorensis, 705 nucleotides. Lineage: Eukaryota; Viridiplantae; Streptophyta; Magnoliopsida; Brassicales; Brassicaceae. The record is from the annotation of a GenBank genome assembly.
AUGGCAGCAGCUGGUUUAAGCUUCUUCAAGCUCUCCUUCCUCCUCAGCCUCCUCUCUGGCGGAUCAAACAUACUGAAUAAUCCGUUAUCCGAAACCACACCCGGUCUAGUCGGGAAGUUUCCACCGUCGUGUAACCGAAUCGAGUGCCCAAACUACGAACUAGUUCACACCGGAAAUGGAUACGAGAUUCGCCGGUACGAUAACACCGUCUGGAUUUCCACUGAACCGAUUCAAGACAUCUCUCUCGUCGAUGCUACAAGAACAGCUUUCUUCCAAUUGUUCGCUUACAUUCAAGGGAAGAACGAGUAUCAUCAGAAGAUUGAGAUGACUGCUCCGGUGAUAAGUCAAGUCUCACCAAGCGACGGCCCGUUCUGUGAAUCUUCCUUCACUGUAUCCUUCUACGUUCCUAAAAAAAACCAGCCUGAUCCAGCUCCGGCGAAGAAUCUCCAUAUCCAGAAAUGGAAACCUAGGUACGUCGCGGUGAGGCAAUUCGGUGGAUUCGUCUCCGAUUCCACCGUCGGACAAGAAGCUGCGGCGUUACAGGAGAGCCUCAAAGGUACUGCUUGGGCUAACGCGAUCGAGAAGAGCAAAGAAGACGGUGGUGUUGGGUCGGAUUCAGCUUACACUGUGGCUCAGUAUAACUCACCGUUUGAGUUCUCGGGUCGGGUCAAUGAGAUUUGGUUACCAUUUGAAAUGGAAGAUUAA